UCGGUAGAUGGCGUUUGCGUCAUCAUUGCUUGCGCUUUUUUGAUGCAGCUUCCCUCCAACCCUUGCUAGCGGAAAGAGAGGAAUUCCCGUUUCCCUGACGAGAUUUGCAUCGCGACCUUCGAGAAUUGUGUUGACAGGCACUUCUUGACACGCAUCCGGACAUCAUGAGCGAGAAGCGGAAAGCGGACGAGGACCUGGAGGAGCGGGACGCGAAAAAGCAGCAGCUCGGCGACGGCGGCGAUGAGGAAAAAAACGAUGCGGAUGCGGCGGAUGCGGACGCUGCCAAGCCGCUGGUGCAGGGCCCCGAACAUGUAGGCGCACUGGUUGUCUGCGGUCAGUUCAACUGGGACAUGGUGGGCAAGCGAGACAACAAGACUACGACACCCUCGGUGCCGCACGGUCGCACCCUCUGGGCACCGCACGUCUUCGGCCCUUUGAAAGGGGUGCGAGUGCGGGUCGCUGCCUCGGGAAGCAACGCAGGCCAUAAUGUCAUCGUCACCGAGGAGGGCCGCUGCUUCACCUUCGGAAGGAACGUCAAGGGCCAACUUGGCCUCGGAGAUGAGCAGAGGCGUGACUUUCCGACUGUUGUGACGAGCCUCAUGGAUGAGAAAAUCGUGGGGGCCGCUUGCGGACGCCACCAUACUCUGUUUCUGACAGAUCGGGGUGAGGUUUACAGCGCCGGUGAUAAUAAAUGUGGACAGUGCGGUGUUGGGAAUACCAAUCCAGUUCUCACCGCCACCAAGGUCAAGCACCAGGGAGCGCCUAUCGUGAAGGUGGCGUGCGGCGCCGAGUUCUCGGUCAUCCUGGACUGCCGCGGCGUGGUGUACACGUUCGGACUGCCCGAGUACGGGCAGCUGGGACAUAACACGGACGGCAAGUACUUCAUCACGAGCACCAAGCUGGGCUUCAACAACGAGACCAAGCCGAAGCGCGUGCUCGUGUUCGUCGAGAAGGGCCGCGACAACCACAGCACGCCCGUUGACGACGUUGAGGUGCGCGACGUGGCCUGCGGCACCAACCACACGGUGGCCGUCGACUCCAAGGGCCGCGUUUUCUCGUGGGGCUUCGGCGGCUACGGCCGCCUCGGACACGCCGACACCAAGGACGAGAUGGUGCCGCGCAGGAUCAAGUAUUUUGACACCCAGACCCGCGGUGUCAAGCACGUCUUUGCUGGAUCUACUUACAGCAUGGCGCUCACUGAUAAUGGCAAUGUGUUCUCUUGGGGCAUGACGAAGCGCACUGGAGAGGCCAACAUGUACCCAAAGCCGGUACAGGAUCUGUGCGGCUGGGACGUGCGCAGCAUCGGCUGCUCUGUCACCAGCGUGAUGGUGGCCGCUGACGAAUCCGUCAUUGGCUGGGGAUGCUCUCCAACCUAUGGCGAACUUGGUUUGGGUGACACGAAGAAGUCAUCGGCUAACCCGACCGAGGUGAAGACGAUGGACGGCCUCCACGUGCACGCCAUCGAGAUGGGCAUGGCGCACACUUUGAUGAUCUGCAGGGAUGAAACGGAGCAGGACAAGGCCAACCUGGCCGACCUACCCUUGUACAACAUCACCUAGAGACGCUUCAGCGCAUUCCUUCUAAUUUAUUUAUAAGAUAUGUACUUGCCCACUGAGUCGAGGACAAACAACACACACACACACACUGCAAGAGAAAGGUUUGGAGUAAUAAGGCUGGUCAAUUACCUAACGCAAUUUUUUGAUCUGUCAACCGAGAAGCCAUCAAAGUAAAGUAGCAUCGAUACCUCUGAGCACUUACACAGUCGCUCGUUCUCCACUUUUCCUGCGCUUUGCUCUCCUUUUUGUUUUUAUUCUAAUCUCUGGGAUAUUACUUGUGUUACUCCCCUGUAGUCUUUGGGGAGGAAAAACUUAAAUUUUAAACUUGUCUUGUCCUUUUAAUCUACUUGGCUGUCUAAAAAAUGGUAUUUAUCCAAAUUUGUUAUAUUUUAUAUUAAAAUCAUUAUUUUGAUUUUUAGUCAAAUUUCAUUUAGUCUUGCUUUCAUAAUCGGAACAGGCGUUUUGGAAAAGUGAGGCCGAUCGUCCGUGGAUCUGCUUCUCUCUCAAUUUUAUUUUUUUAUACACAUAAUUAUACGACGCAAUGAUACUUAAGGGUAGAAGUAGAUUGAUAAGUAAAAAUGAUUGGAAUUUGAUAUUAAUAAAAUCGCACGUGGUGGCUGCUUUCAACAAUGAA
This is a messenger RNA of Cloeon dipterum, 2190 nucleotides long. RefSeq names its product protein RCC2. Gene Ontology annotation, cellular component: membrane. The record is from RefSeq and is a predicted model, not a curated record. Lineage: Eukaryota; Metazoa; Arthropoda; Insecta; Ephemeroptera; Baetidae. The transcript is spliced from 7 exons. Gene Ontology annotation, molecular function: small GTPase binding. Bases 165 to 1559 code for a protein of 464 amino acids. Gene Ontology annotation, biological process: negative regulation of GTPase activity.